This is a messenger RNA of Trichechus manatus latirostris (Florida manatee), 2173 nucleotides long. It is a transcript of the gene MED9, whose product is annotated as mediator complex subunit 9. The coding region runs from base 60 to 503 and encodes 147 amino acids. The transcript is spliced from 2 exons. The record is from RefSeq and is a predicted model, not a curated record. Lineage: Eukaryota; Metazoa; Chordata; Mammalia; Sirenia; Trichechidae. Gene Ontology annotation, molecular function: transcription coregulator activity. Gene Ontology annotation, cellular component: mediator complex. Gene Ontology annotation, biological process: regulation of transcription by RNA polymerase II.
GCUUUCGGGUGUGCUGAGCCCGCGGGGUUCAGCUGACUGACUGACCGACCCUAAACGCUAUGGCAUCUGCUGGUGUGGCCACCGGCCGUCAGGCGGAGGAUGCGUUACCGCCGCCGACCGAGCCGUCGCUGCCAGAGACAAAGCCGCUGCCGCCUUCUCAGCCGCCGACACCAGUCGCUGCGCCUCAGCCGCAGCAGUCGCCGGCGCCGAGGCCGCAGUCACCCUCGGGCGUGAAGGAGGAGGAGAACUACUCCUUUUUACCCUUGGUUCACAACAUCAUCAAAUGCAUGGACAGGGACAGCCCCGAUGUUCACCAGGACCUGAACACCCUAAAGACCAAGUUCCAGGAGGUGCGGAAGGCCAUCGGCACCAUGCCCGGCAUCCACUUGAGCCCUGAGCAGCAGCAGCAGCAGCUGCACAGCCUCCGGGAGCAAGUUAGGACCAAGAAUGAGCUCCUGCAGAAGUACAAGAGCCUCUGCAUGUUUGAGAUCCCCAAGGACUAGAGUGAAGGCACAGCCAGGAGCGACGGGCCCUUCACAUCCCUCGCCACCCCCUGGAGAAGGGCUGUCUCGGACCUCAGCUCUGAACCAGGCAGCCAAGCGGGCUGAACUUGAUGCUCUAGCAGAACCGUUGGUACAUCCCAUAUGUCUAGAUGCAUAAUAACCAGUGCAUGCUGGUGGGAGGAAGGCCAGGGCCUGGGCUCCACUUGCAUCUUUGAAGAACACGGAGGGAAGGAGGCAGCAUCUUCUUUGCUUCCUUCCCUCCCUCUCCUCUAACCCGUGGAUGUGAUGAGUGCAUAUACUAGGUACAUAUUGUUCCCCACGACUGCAGUUUUAUGAAACAUUGGCAUAGAAUUCACUGGGCAUUAGGAUGGUAUGGAUUGAAUAUGGUAAAGAGUCGCGGCUGUGAGAGAAUGAACAUUGUUUUGAAAGACUGCAGGGUGGCUUUUUGCCCCCAAACAGUUUGACUCCUUUCGUUUGAGCCCUGUCAGGUGUCAGCCAGAGCCCACAGGCAGCCCUUGUCUCCAGCUUCCCUGCGAUCCCUGUGUCCUCAGUACUUUUAGCUCUUGCUCCUUUGGUCUCCUAUUGCCAGCCACUUAAUGCCAGAGAAUGGCAGCCCUCACCAGAGCCCUCAAGGCUGCACCUGAGCUGGCAAGUCACCACUCCUACCCGCUGUAAAACUGCUCUUCAGGUGAGCAGAUCUUACCCUUCCGGCAUUUUAGAUUCAAACGAGUCUGCUUUGGGGAAUUGUUUCCUCCUCUGGCCUUCUCACUAGAGUCAGCAGCAGACGUCUACUGCACUACCACACCAAGAUGCUGGGAUGUGCCUUCUGCUCAGAGAAGUAGCUCUGGCUGUGUUCUGAGGGACACAGGCCAGUGCAGCCCUCAUUAGCCCAGCCCCACUCCAGUGUCUGCCAGGCAGGAGAUUUUAUUUAUGUGCCCUUCCCCUGGUUGUCAGAUUGAGGGAAGAGCAGUUCCUUCCUUUGCCUCUUAAGGGGAGGUAAGAAGUAACUGCAUCUUGUUUAGAUCUAGAAAUGGACACCUCACCUGUCCUGGCCUGCCCAGGGCUUAGCAGGUGCCUGCCAACUGACCUCGUUGGCAGGAACACUGGCUGAGGAGUGUUUGGAAGGACUCCCCAGGUGUCCCCGCACCUGUUGGGCAGCUGGCACAGUAGGACUCAGAGUGUAGAGUAGGUCAGGCUUCAGUGGCCUUGGGCAGGAGAGCACACUCUGAGUGUAAGUGGGCAGUCUCCACUAACAACAUCCCAGCAGCCUUGGGAUUGUUACUUAACUGAAUCAGUUAUUUUCUAGAAAUUUCAGAGUAGUGUGGGGGCCGGUUUUAAGGCUCUGACCAAAUACGGUGAAACCUGAAGCACGUGAAAAACAAGACCACUGGGGUCUGAGGCUGAGAUGGACAAGGGGCACCUUGUAGGGGCAGGGAAGACAGAAGCUGCCUCCCCCCACUCCGUGUUACAAUUGAAAGAACUUAAGCAUUCAUGUCUUGUCUUACACUCUGCUCUCAGGAUGUCUUGGUGUUUGUACUGAGGAGCCCGCAGCAGGAUGCCUCUUGGAAAGCUGACAGGAAAAUGUUUGCUUUGCUUGGUGUGUACAUAGAAUAAAUUGUGAAAACUCUAUGCCUCUCUUUUCUGCCCCUCCCCCCAGCACAUACAUCAGC